This is a messenger RNA of Fusarium verticillioides 7600, 1366 nucleotides long. RefSeq lists its product as hypothetical. The record is from RefSeq and is a predicted model, not a curated record. The coding region runs from base 24 to 899 and encodes 291 amino acids. The transcript has a single exon. Lineage: Eukaryota; Fungi; Ascomycota; Sordariomycetes; Hypocreales; Nectriaceae.
GGGGGGAACGUGCAGCAUCUUUAAUGGAUGGAAAUGCCGAGCUGCGUCGUUUUGUCCCAACUACAACAACAACCUCAUUAAUUCUUCACAACUCUCACCCUCUCAGAAACCAAGAGCUAUACCAUUUUGCUAUUGGAAUCUACUGCCAUGCUAUUCCUAACAAUAUAAUAAACCUGAUAUCAACACCACAUCAUUCGUCAGCCAAAAUGCCAGCCCUUCCUCCAUCGUCAACAAUACCCUCAGGGUACAAUUCCCUCUCUGUCCGCCAGAACGACGACUCGAGCAGCUCCUUCACCGCUGUGCCAAUAUCCUACAAGAGCACCGAUAACUCCCUCGCUCCCGGUGUCGUCGCCGGUAUCGUCCUCGGCUCUGUCGCUGGCUUUCUUCUCCUGCUGUACAUUAUCUACAUGCUCCUGCACCGCGGUCCAGUCGUGAGAACAGUCGACGGCGCAUCAACUGUUGUUUCAGGCGGACCUAUGAGUACAGUCACGGGCGAUACGUCGACAUAUCUGAGUUUCCGCAGCAGAAGAGAUCGAAGAACGAGGAACAGAUCGCGGAGCAGGGCAACGUCUAGAUCCAAGAGGACGAGAUCGCGCACAACGGUGAAUUCGAGGGAUAGGAGUCGAAGACGAACAUCACCGCUUGUGGGCGAUAGUCGAGGGGAGCGAAUCAUUGUUGACCCUCCUGCGCCGCGCUUCGUUCAAGAAUCGACUAUCUCUUCGGAUAACGAGAUUGUUGUUGAAGAGGAGCACAGUGUUUCUCCUCCGCGACGAUCACGACGACAGAGUCAAGACCGAUAUCGUCGAGAGCCGUUGAUGGGAGAGGGAUAUCGAAGGGACUAUUCCCCGAGAGAUUACUCGCCUCGGAGGGAGAGCAGACGCUAUAGCCGAGACCGAUAGAGGAAGAUGUUAGCGACGACAGUAUGCGUAUUUUAUUUCUUCAGUUUGUUUUAAUUACGACUUUACGACAUAUUUUGGACGUUGGAUGCAUAGAUCGAUCGGCGGAUUGGAUGGACGAGAAAGGAUUCACUACGACGUACAUUGGAAAGAAUGAGUAAUAUGCACAAAAGGAGCAGAAGAGAGGAGAAGAGAGGAGAGGAGAGGAGAAGAGGUCAGAUUGAGCGUCAAAAUCUUUCGAAUCGAGGCUUUCAUUUCGAUAGAUACCCGGAUAGUCUCUGCAAAAACUACCUGUAUAUAGACAAAAGAUUGGUACCAUCAACUCAUGACCUCCUAUUUCACCUUUUCUAUGAGCGGUAUAUCUGCUUCAUGACAUCCCAUAUCUACCCAGUUGCUCCAUAUCUUCAUAACUCACCAUGGUAGUAAACAGUAACCAUCGACUUAUUCAUGAAUUUUCUCCACAUCUUCCA